AUGACCCGUUAUCAUCUAUCUAUCUAUCUAUCUAUCUAUCUAUCUAUCUAUCUAUCUAUCUAUCUAUCUCGUUCAUAUCUAUCUAUCUAUCUAUCUAAUCUAUCUCGUUCAUAUCUAUCUAUCUAUCUAUCUAUCUAUCUAUCUAUCUAUCUAUCUAUCUAUUUCUCUUCUCUUCUAUCUAUCUAUCUAUCUAUCUAUCUCGUUCUCUUCUAUCUAUCUAUCUAUCUAUCUAUCUAUCUAUCUAUCUAUCUAUCUAUCUUCAUUCUCUAUCUAUCUAUCUAUCUAUCUAUCUCAUAUCUAUCUAAUCUAUCUCUUCUCUAUACUUUCUUAGCCCUCAAUAUCGUCCUGUAUAUAUACAGUCUUUCAGGCUUAUUUCAUUCUUCCUGUUUUUCGUUCUUUCUCUCUUUCAGUGUCUUUCUUUGUGUCACACUCAAUCCCUAUUUUCUCAUGGAUUUAUUUGAAUCUUUUUCUUUUGUCUACCCUCUUUUAUUCAUUCAAGUUUCUCUUUUCCUCUUUUCCAUUUUUGUGUCUCACUUUUUUUCUUUUUUCUGUCUUACUUUUUCUUCAUCGUUUUCUUUCUUGUUUCGCCGUUUGUCUGUCUGUCUGUUUCUUUCUUUGUUUCUAUCUUUCUCUCUGUCUACUUUUUUUUCAUUUAUUUUUAACCUCCCUUUUUUCAUUCGUUUUUCAUUUCCUAUCUUCACCGCUUUUUUCUUUUCUUUUCUUUCUUUCUUUCUUUCUUUCUUUCUUUCUUUCUUUCUUAUCAAUUUAUCCAUUCAUUCAUUUUUUCUUUUUUUCUUUAGUUUAUUUCGAUUUCUUUUUAUUCUACUUCUCAAACUUCUUCUCUAUCGUCUUUAUUUUGCUUUCUUCUUUUCUUUAUAUUUUCAGUUACCCGCGUUCCUUCAUUUUGUUGGUUUUGUUUUGGUUUACCAAUCCUGGUUUCGCCAUUUCCCUGCAAUUUUUUCCCGCCCUUUUCCCUGCCUUUUUCGCAGCCUUUUCCCUGGCCAUUUUCUUGUCUUUUCCCCUGAAAAAUUCUCUGCCAUAUUCCUAGCCAUUUCCCCCGCCUUUUUCCCUGGAAUUUUCCCUACCUUUUCUCUGCCACAUUUUUCCUGUCUUUUUAACAGGCAUUUUCCCUACCUUUUAUCCUGCCAUUUUAAAUUGUUAUUUUCCCUGCCUUUUGUCCCUGCCAUUUUCCCCGCGUUUUUCCCUGCCAUUUUCCCUGAAAUUUUCCCAGACAUUUUCCUUCUUUUUUUUUCCUUCCAUACCCCCGGCCAUUUUCCCAGCCAUAUCUCUGCCUUUUCCCCUGCUAUUUUCUCUGCCAUUUUCCCUGCCAUUUUCCCUCACUCUUUCGCUGCCAUUUUCCCUGCCCCUUUCCCAGGCAUUUACCAUGUCAUUUUACCUGGAAUUUUCCCUGCUUUUCCCAGCCAUUUUCUCUGCCCCUUCCCCAGGCAUUUUCCAAGCCUUUUACCUCCCAAUUUCCCUGCCAUCUUCCUUGCCAUUUUUUCUGCGAUUUCCCUGCAUGUUUCCUGUCAUUUUCCCUGUGACUUUUCCCCUGAUUUUCUCCCUGCCAUUUGCCUUGCCUUUUACCCUGAAUUUUCCCUGCCAUUUUCCCUGCCUUUUUUCCUUCAUUUUCCCUGUCAUUUCCCCUGCGAUUUUCCCUGCCUGUUUCCAACCAUUUUCCCUGCCUUUUCCCCUGCCAUUUUCCCUCAUUUUCCCUGUCAUAUUUCCUGGCUUUUCCCAUGUCAUUUUCCCUGUCAUUUUCCCUGUCAUUUCCCUGCCAUUUUCCCUGCCUUUUACCCUGACUUUUCCCUACCAUUUUCCCUGUCAUGUUUCCUGGCUUUUCCCAUGCCAUUUUCCCUGUCAUUUUCCCUGUCAUUUCCCUGCCAUUUUCCCUGCCUUUUACCCUGGCUUUUCCCUGGAUUUUUCCUACCAUUUUCUCUGUCAUGUUUCCUGUCUUUUCCCAUGCCAUUUCUCCUGUCAUUUUCCCUGUCAUUUUCCCUGCCUUUUACCCUGACUUUUCCCUGCCAUUUUCCCUGGGUUUUUCCUACCAUUUUCCUUGGCUUUUCCUACCAUUUUCCCUGCCAUUUUCCCUGUCAUUUUUCCCUGCCUUUUUUCCUUGUCAUAUUCCCUGCCUUUUCCCCUGCCUUUUUGUUUAAUCUUUUCAACUCUCUCUCUCUCUCUCUCUCUCUCUCUCUCUCUUCUUUCCACUUCACUUGUCCGCGUAUAUUUUUCUUUCUUGUUAUUUUAAAUGAUACUCUGUGUUUUUCUCUCUCUUUCUUUCCUCUUCACUUUCGAAGUAUGUUCUUCUUCUUUGUCAUUUUAAAUGACACACUCUCUCUCUUUCUCUCUCUCUCUCUCAUUCAUUCUUUUUUUCUCUUUCUUUUUACUUUCCCCUACACAUUUCCUAUAUAUUUUUUAUUCCUUAUCAUUUUAAAUGACACGCUCUUUCUCUUUCACUCUCUCCUUCUUCCUUUCCUCUUCACUUUUCCUACGAUAUUUUUCUUUCUUGUCAUUUUAAAUGACGUACACUCUCUCUCUUUCUCUCUUUUCCUUUACCCUUCAUUUUUCCUAAUAUGUUUUCCUUCCUUUAUAACCUUCGAAUUCUUCCCUCUCUCUCUCUCUCUCUCUCUCUCUCUCUCUCUCUCUUUCUCUGAAGGUCUCCUUUUGAGGCCUUUUCUUACUUCCUCUCUUUCUCUUUUCGUCCUGUCUAUGGCCUUGGGUGACGAUUCAGUUGAAACUGCUUUCUUUCUUUCGUCUCGGUGUAGCAGCAUUCUCAACUGCUCUCUCUCUCUCUUCUUCGUCUCGUUGUGGCAGCAUUCUCCUUUGAGAUCUUUUCUUCCUUUCUUUUCCUUUUCCCAUAAGUAUCUCUUUUUGAGAUCAUUUCUUGCUUUCUUCUCUUCUUUUUCUAUAAGUGCCUGGUCUCGGAACUUGAGCGUCUUGCUGCUGAAUGAUGUUCGCUACUCUGACAUUGAAGACUCUCUCCAACAUUUCAUUCGGAAUUCUCUUUAUUUCUCUCUUGGUGUUUUCUUUCAGCCCGUCAGUUGUGUCUGUUUCUUUCCGCUUCUUCCUCUCUGUUUGCUUGUUUCUUUCUUUCUUUUCCUCGCUUUCUUUCUUUCUUUUUUUCUUUGUAACAUUGCGUCUUUCUUACAUUCUUCCAGGCUUACUUUCUGUCUUUUCAAUUAUACCCGACUUCUUCUUCUUUCUUUCUUUCUUUCUUUCUUUCUUUCUUUCUUUCUUUCUUUUUCAUUUUUUCUCCAUCUUUCUUUUUUCUCACAUUUUCUUUUUUCUUUCUUCCUUCCUACAUUUCUGUCUGUUCAAUUUUUGCUUCACUUGUUCCUCUUUCUUUCUAACAUUCUUUUUUCCUUCCUUCCUUCCUUUCUUCCUUCCUCCCUUAUUUCCUCCCAUCCCCCCUUCCAUCCCUUCCUCCCUUCCUUCCUUUCACCCUUCCUUCCUCCCUCCGAUCCUUUCUCCCUUCCUUCCUUUCACCCUCUCUCCCUCCCUCCCUCCCUCCCUCACUUCCUUCCUUCCUUUCAUUCCUUCCUUCCAUUCUUUCCUUCCUUUCAUAUUUUCUCCACUUCUUUCUGUUUCUUUCUUUGUCAUAUACCCAAAGAGUAUCAUAAUGUCGGAUCAUAUCGAGUAUAA
Messenger RNA from Acanthosepion pharaonis, 3639 nucleotides. The record is from the annotation of a GenBank genome assembly. Lineage: Eukaryota; Metazoa; Mollusca; Cephalopoda; Sepiida; Sepiidae.